GCCCUGAAUAAUGAACCAUUUUUGUGAAUACUGUGUCGAAGCUUCAACAAAGCCUCGAUUGCCCAUCCUUAGUUAUACCAGCCUGUUACACUGGGACACUUUUCCAUAGACAAAUGAAUAUUAACAAGGGCGGCACGAUCAUACAUUACGAAUUGAACAACUGCACUUGUUUAAAAUUUUUACAGCUUUAUUACUGGCUAAAUAUAAGUUUAAAGUGGAAGACAAAUAUAGCUUGCAUGUUGUGGUGGAUUUCAUCGAGCACUCGGUGCUCAACAUUGUUUCACUGCUGCUGAUUGGUUGCUCAUAAUUUGAUUUGUUAUGCCUGCAAUGUUACGUUCCUGACUAGCACAGUAAAAAGUACACCGUCUGACGACAAGCCUGGUCUCCGUGUAUCAUUACAUAACAGCGUUGAUAAAUGAAAUACUCACCCUAUAUUCGUAACAAUACUUUACUGCAACAGUGAAGAACACAACACAUAUAAAUAAUCAAUGUGAAAACGAGGCAUUUCACAAGACAUUGUUUAGGAGCACGUAUGGCGUCGUUUCUAUGGCAACCACAACAUACCAGUCAAACAGUGAAAUCUGUGAUUUGGUUUUGUUAACCAUAUCGUUCGCUGUAUUUAAAUCGUUCUGGUCUUAUGGUCUUGAAGUUUUAAAGGACAACUGGGACAGAGUCUUGAGCACAUGACCGAAGAUUCGGGGUAUUCAAAAUGAGUCUACUGGAGGAGCAACAGGGUAGUAGGCUUCCCAGUAGAGGAAAGGUAGACAUGGAGGAGAAGAAGGGAAUAGAGGAGAACCCCCCGCUAGUGGCCCUUGCACCUGAUGCAUCACUUCCAGAAGAUCAGCCCUCUGCCAGUACUGAUGUUUCUGCUAGUCCUGGUUUCCAUUGCCUUGAUGAGUUGUUUUCACUGGGUAAGAUCAGCCAGGCCAAAAUGGCCAAACUGAAAGCCAGCUACAGGCGACUGCAUGACACUCUGAAAAGUACACAGGACUCUGAGAUCCAGCUUUUGGGAGAGGCAAAGCGGCGUCAUACUGAGCUGGAGAAACUGCAGGCCGAGGUGGAGAGAGCAGAGGACCAGAGCAUAUCUGAGGAGCCUGAAAGUGAGGUCAAAAAACUGAGGCAACAGCUCCUCCAGGCAUAUAAUGAACUGAAAGCUGCCGAGGACAGAGAGUAUGAUACACAACACCAAGUGAAGUGUCUCUGGGAAGAGAAGCAAUAUCUGGAGAAAUACAAUGCGACUCAGCCAGAAGCUGCUGAGGUAGGGAGCAGAACACAGACCCUGCAUGACAAAUAUGAGGAUCUGAGGGCAGAGGUGACCCAGAGACAAUUAGAAGUCAGAAUUCUAAUGGAAGAUGUGGAAACCCAAGAAAUGCAGAUUUUGAGAGAACAAAAAGAGCUGGAGGACCAGAAGGAGAUCAUAAAGUUCAAAGAGGCUGAGAAAGCCCAUCUUAUCAGCAUGCCUGACCAGAUUAUAAAGGAGGCUGAAAGGAAGCGCACUAAGAGGGCGGCUGCAGUGAAGGAGAUGGGUGCACUAAAUAGAGAGAUUUCAGAAAUGAAGCAACAAGUGAAGGAGGUGGAAGAGCAUAACCACUCCCUCAAGCUGAAGAAGAAAGCGGUGAUGGAGGAGCUGGAGGAUCUCCGUGCCCAAGCAGAGGCCAGCCACGAGGAGCGCAGGCAGCUGCUGAAAAAGCAAGAUGUUAUCAGGGAGCAGGAGGCUGAACUAAUGGGGAACAGAGGUAUCCUGGAAAUGAAGUUACGGAACGUUAUGCUUGACAGAAAGCACCUGUUUGAGAGCCAGGCUGUUCGGUUCAGGGAGAAGAAUAGGCAGAUGCAAGCCCUCAAAAGGAUGGAGCAUGCACUGACCGUGGCUACUGAGCAGCUACAACAAACACAGUCUAUCUACAAUGUGUUACAAGCACAGUUAGAUGCUGUUCCAAAAAGAGAGGGUAAUAUUCAGCAGAGGAUGGAGCUUCAGAAAGAAGUUGACACACACAAAGUCUGCUUUGAAAAACAGUUAUCAAUAGCCAAGGAGAAAAGCCAGAAGAAGCAGCAGUAUGAAAUGAUUCAAGAGCUGCUGAAGGAGUCAAACCGCCUCAGAGAAGAACUCCAUAACCUCAGAUGUCUGACACAGAUCAAAGCAGAGGAGAGGGGACAGAAGCACCGUGAACUGCUUAGAGCAGAGCAACUGAACCAGCACAUCCAGUAUGAGCUGUGGGAAAAAGACCUGAUCAUCAUGGACCUCAACAAGAUGAACACUAUGCUGCAGCGCAGAAUAUCACAGUAUUCUAAAUUGUCCAACAUGAUAAUGGAAGAGAGGAAUAAGUAUGUCAAUCUGAAGGAGAUUGCCUCCCAGACAAUCACCGAGUUGAUGGAACAGCUUAAAGUCCUGGAAAAUGAGGCAGAGAUCCAACAGACCAUUGUCAUCAACAAGGACAGGUCACUCACAAAGGCUCAUAUGAAGAUCUCUAGUAGUUCCAAAAUGAAGGACAAACUGCGCAAUGACAUCUGCAAGGUGGGGUGGAAUCAGUGUCAGAUCAGUCAGCAGUAUGAGGACAACAAACUGGAGUUGAUAAAACUCACAAAAAUGAUCAGCCUCCAGGAGCAGAGGCUUGUGGAAGUGAACAAGAAUCAUGAAACUGCCACACAGCGCCGCAAUUUUCUUGGCAUUCAACUGCUGGAACAUGAGGAGGUGUUGUUCAACUACUAUGACAAGGUGAACAUCCAAGAGGCGGCCAUUACAAAGGUCAACAUGGCAUUAGACGCACUAGAAAAGGAGAUUCCAGACUUGCAGUUAGCCAUUAAUGAGGAGAGGAGACAGAUAGACCUGAAGAAGAAGGAGGUGCCUCUCAAGAGAAAGCUGGAGGGAGAUAUCACCAUGCUCCAUAUAGAGCUGUCAGAAGCCAAGGACAAGACACUUGAAAGUCUAAAUCGAUCAGCUGAUUACAAAGAGCUAAAAGGCAAAGACCCAUCAACUGUAGAACUGGUCAAGAAAAUUGAGCAGCUUGAAGCCAAUCUAGCAGAGUGCGAGAGGCAGUUGCUGGAAAAAAAGCUCCUCGUGGACCAGGUCACACGGCUCUCAAAGCCACUCAAAGAGCAGAUUGAGAACUGCCAACAGGACAGACUCUCACUAGCAAAGGAGUUGAACAAUCUCCGAAUUCACAUAGUCAACACCAACCACCGACUGAUGGCUGUUUCUGCAGAACUUUCCAUGAAGCAAGCUGCUGCUUUGUCUCAGCUGCAGGAGAUCAAAGAGAAAGAGCUCCAGAUGGACAGAUGCCAGCAGUGGCUGGAGCAGGGCCUGCCACCCUGCCCUGAGAUAGAGGAGGACUGGAGGAGGAUGCUCCGGGACAAGAAGAGGAGGCAGAGGGACAAAGAGGAGAGAGAGAGGCUGGCUAAAGAAGAGGAAUGGAACCAGUUGCCUAAUGGAGAGUACACCACUGCUGAAAUUCGCCCCAAUGCGUACAUUCCCCAGACCAACCUGCUCCCUCUGCCCAAACCCUACGGAGUCCAGGCCCCCUUCAAACCCAGCCAACCAGGAGCCAUGAUGAGACACAUCCGCAAACCGACACUCAAACCCUUGGAGAUACAGAAAACAAUAUAAGUAUGUGCACAUUAAAAUUUGUGUAUAUUUGUGAAGUUGUGUUGGGUUGAUUUUAUACGCCACCACACCGGUGAUAGUCAUGGCUGGAGGAGUUAUGUUUUCGGGUUGUUUGUCCAUCUGACGGUCUGCCCCUUCUUGUGAAUGCGAUAUCUCAGGUAUGCCUUAAGGAACUUUCUUCAAAUUUGGCACAAAUAUACACUUGGAUUCAAGGAUGACCUGCUUAGAUUUUGGUGGUCAAAGGUUGCCGUAACCUCAUGUCCAUCCCAUUCCCCUGAAUUUGACUGGUUGGUGGAGGCAUACAACUACAAACCGGUAAUUCUAGUUUAUAUCAAAAUCCAUGGUGCCCUUCAGAAGAAUUUACUUUUCACUUGAGGAAUCAACAGAAGUUUAAUUUUUAUUUAUUUAUUUUCUAGUGCAUUGGCUCAUCACACAUCUGUUGAUCUGUCUGCUCCUCUUUCCUCCUCUCUGCGCCUUGUGUAUGUUUGCGUUCUCACUGUUUAGCUUACCGCUGCUAUUCUGUCAUGUGAGUGUGUACUUGUAGACUGCAUCUGGUUGUAAUUUUGUUUCCUUCUUCAAAAUUCACUGCCAAGAGCUUGUUUAUACUCUACUCACAGUAAUACUAAAUACUGUAGGAGAGUAACUGGGACAUUGGUGGGUGAAAUUUGUGUGUUUAUUGUUACAUCAUGCCCACUGGUAAAAAAAAAUGACAACAGUAUUGUUCAAGGUUUCA
Monopterus albus (swamp eel) is the source of this 4331-nucleotide messenger RNA. RefSeq names its product coiled-coil domain containing 146 (gene ccdc146). The transcript is spliced from 23 exons. Gene Ontology annotation, cellular component: cytoskeleton. NCBI's taxonomy places the organism in Eukaryota, Metazoa, Chordata, Actinopteri, Synbranchiformes, Synbranchidae. The record is from RefSeq and is a predicted model, not a curated record. The coding region runs from base 710 to 3601 and encodes 963 amino acids.